This is a messenger RNA of Pelagomonas calceolata, 1258 nucleotides long. NCBI's taxonomy places the organism in Eukaryota, Pelagophyceae, Pelagomonadales, Pelagomonadaceae. The record is from the annotation of a GenBank genome assembly.
AGACACUAGCCAAAAAGCAAGCCAGUGCCGCGCCGCGCGCACAGCUGCAGCCACGCAGCGCUAACAUUUGCCAGCGCGUAUUCUUUGGCUCACUUGUACACCGGACCGGUACGGACCGGUAGCACAAGCUUAGCGGCACGGAGAGGGCAGCGCAUCACUUUGGUGCCAACCGCAGCCGCGCGUAGCACAGCAGUCAAAAAUGAAGAAGAACACCUUCAUCCCCGAGGCCAUGCGCGGCGUCUGCUUCGAGUGCGGCGCGCGCGGCCACUUCGGGCGGGACUGCCCCGUCCGUAAAGCAAAUGACGGGCGGCGAGGCAAAAAACGCGUGCGCUUCAACCCCGAGGAGGACGUAGCAGAGGCGGCCGAGGUUGAUGAGGGCCUCGAGCCCCGGACGGCCAUGGACGGAGAUGUGGAUGAUGAUGAUGAGGACGACGACGUCCCGGUGCGCGCGAUGAAAGAUGAAAUAGAAGGCGAGGAGAACGACACGGGCGAGCGCUACAAUGAGGUGGGCGAGCGCAUCGAGCCCUUCAAUCUGCGCGCGGAGCGGGCGAACGACGGGUUCUUCGACGCGAACGGCAAUUUUGUGUGGAAGCGCGGCGACGCGGAGCCGGACGCGUGGCUCGCGUCCAUGGACGAGGCCGCCGAGGAGGCGGCGGUGGGCGAGGCGUUGGCGCGUUCUACGAAGAUGGAGGAGAGCGACGGCGACGAGGAGCCCUCGCGAGAGCCUUCUGAGUUGAUUGUGGAGCUUAUACAACUACUGGAGCCGGGCGAGACCGUGGCGGCGGCGGUGCGGCGCGUCGGUCGAUUGCUCAAGGGCGAUAAAUCAGUGCGGCCCACUUUUGAGCGGCUGACGGCCGCCGCGGACGCAUUGGUGCGGAGCGGCCGCGGCGGCGUCUACGAGGAGACGCGCGAGGAACUUGAAAAGACGGGCAAGCCGCCUCGUCUGAUAGCGAAGCCCGACGAUAGGAGACGAUGGGAGUACUGGGCCAAGGACGGGAAGACCUACGGGCCGUAUACCACCCAACAAAUUUUAGAUUGGCGCGCCGAGGGCUACUUCGCGGGCGACGGCGGUGUGCCGAUGCGUCUCUACUCAGAACCGAAGGCCGCCGACGACCUCGCGGGCGACCUCGAGGACUCGGACGACGACGCGCCGGCGCCGGAAACGAAGUGGCUCCACUCCGACGACAUCGACUUUCUGGGCGACGGGCAGGAGUCGCCGCUCCCCUAGCCGGUCGCGCCGCGUAAAAACUAAUGUGGU